Molecule: messenger RNA, 914 nt
Organism: Hermetia illucens (black soldier fly)
Lineage: Eukaryota; Metazoa; Arthropoda; Insecta; Diptera; Stratiomyidae
Product: trypsin 3A1-like
Exons: 6
Coding region: 48-914 (288 amino acids)
Biological process (GO): proteolysis
Molecular function (GO): serine-type endopeptidase activity
Source: RefSeq, a predicted model, not a curated record
CGCUGGAAUUUGUUCCAUAUGGUUUAGAAAACAAUCUGUAAUCUGCCAUGCAUCUAGGCAAGAGGGAGGUGCUCAGUAUGAACAACGUUCACCUUGUUAUCGUUCUUAUUGUAUUGUUUUGCGGAAUCAGUGCUCAUGGAGCCACGCCUGGAUUGAAUUGUGGAAUAGCCAAGAGGAGAAAUAUGCGGAAAAUUAAAGGCGUUACCGUGGCGCAUCCCUAUCCCUGGCUUGUGGGUAUAAUUCAGGCACCGUGGACUUCGAAAACCGCCCACACUGUUAUGUGCCUGGGGUCGGUAAUUUCGAGAAGAGAUGUGUUAACUGCCGCCCAUUGUGUAACAAAGAAAUUGUGGCCUGUGAGCGUUGUCAAAGAUAUGGACAAAUUAUUUUGCGACAGUAACGAUGAGUUAGAAGUUUCCGAAAGCUUCACCCAUCCGAUGUACCUAUCGAAGAAACCCUGGUACGAUUUUGCAGUCUUAAGAUUGACUAAACAAGUUGACAUCAUGCCUGUUUGCCUGCCGUCAUCAAAUGACCCACUCACAAAGUAUGGUAUCGCGACAGUUUUCAACAAGACAACCUGUAGCCAACAGGACAUCGUGAUGCCAACUUUUAAGACAUUGGAGUGCAUCCGAAUGCUGACCCGGAAUGCCUAUUUUUUUGAACAGACAGUUCGAACGUUAGAAGCAGGGUUCUGCGCUGGUUACCUACAUGGACCAGAAGAUACUUGUCAGGGUGACAGUGGGGGACCAUUCCAAGCUCCGACAGUGAAAACUCAUCGAUAUACCAUUCUCGGAGUAACAUCAUUUGGGUUCGGAUGUCGUUUGGAAAACACACUAGGAGUCUAUGGAGAUGUUAGGGAUGUCGUUUGGUGGAUACGAAAAGUAGCGACAGCAAAAACUUUUGUUCGGGGAGAAUAA